Molecule: messenger RNA, 1290 nt
Organism: Bombyx mori (domestic silkworm)
Lineage: Eukaryota; Metazoa; Arthropoda; Insecta; Lepidoptera; Bombycidae
Gene: fabp
Product: cellular retinoic acid binding protein
Exons: 4
Coding region: 526-924 (132 amino acids)
Biological process (GO): fatty acid transport
Cellular component (GO): nucleus; cytosol
Molecular function (GO): fatty acid binding
Source: RefSeq, a predicted model, not a curated record
UUUUUUUUUUUUUUCUACCUAAGCUGAUAGCCCUAGCGGCUAUGUCAGCGUAACCCUAACUUUAGUAGGUGAGCUCACGGGGCUCAACCUGACGAUGUUGCUAACACGAACCCUAGCAAGAGCCGUGCUUCGCAGAAUCUACCACCGGAUCGGAAACGCGACCCACUGAGAAGAUCCGGCGAGAAACUCAGUGGGCGGUGUCUGAGAGUUAAUUUACUCGUCGAGCCCUUCGUCGCAAGCGACGGGUUCGACGAGAACGGUGACCGGUGCUUGAAGUACCUAAAAGCACCGUUAGUGGAUCAGGAGGAUCCGAGAUGACAUGACUAGAAACCAUAGACCUAUAUAGUACUAGAAAUACUAUUCUUGACAAAUGUGUGACAAGGAAGUGUCAACUUUGUUUUGUCUUAUUCCUUGAAAUGAACCGAAAUUUCCGGAUAAAAAAUUAGAGAAUUAGGUACAUGUAGUUUCUCAACACAAUUUUGCCAUUAACUAUAACAGUAGCUAGAUAGGUAAAUACUACGGAAAAUGCAAUGGGAAGGAAGAAAAUACAAGUUGAUCUCCACUGAUAACUUCGAUAGCUUUAUGAAAGCAUUAGGCGUGGGUCUGAUCACCCGCAAAGCCGCCAACGCGGUCACCCCGACCGUGGAGCUCCGUAAGGAUGGUGACGAAUACAAUUUAGUCACCUCUUCAACCUUCAAGACCACUGAGAUGAAGUUCAAGCCCGGCGAAGAGUUCGAAGAGGACCGCGCUGACGGUGCUAAGGUGAAAUCCGUAUGCACAUUCGAAGGCAACACCCUCAAGCAAGUCCAGAAGGCCCCCGACGGUCUUGAAGUCACUUACGUCAGGGAAUUCGGCCCUGAGGAGAUGAAAGCUGUGAUGACAGCUAAGGACGUGACUUGCACCAGAGUCUACAAGGUCCAGUAAAAGGACUCUACUCCGAGGUCGGGAGUCGGUGCCGCCGAUUCACGAACAUCCCGCGGCACAAUUAUGUUUAUUUAGCAUCUAUUCUAUACAUUAGCCCUUUCUAGCUUUUUUGUAAAACUAAUUUUAGUUUUCACAUCAGUCAUCGUCUACCGUUCGAAUUGCAAAAGCGAGUGGCGGUGACGAAACUUAAAUAAGUUUAGCGACCACGGUAACAACAGCGGGGCGCAUGCGCGCGAAGCGUUUAUUGUAUUCAAAAAUACGUUCAUUGUUUAUAUUAAGCCAAAGUUAACGUUUUGAUCUUCAGGAAGAUCGCACUCGAUGUUUUCCAUUGCGUAUUAAAUAAAUGUAUUUUUUUUGUAUGUAUAA